Molecule: messenger RNA, 519 nt
Organism: Rotaria sordida
Lineage: Eukaryota; Metazoa; Rotifera; Eurotatoria; Philodinida; Philodinidae
Source: the annotation of a GenBank genome assembly
AUGAUUUCAUCUCCAAUUAAAACAAUUGUUGAACCUGCAACAUUAUCACUUCUAUCAUCAGAUUUACCAUUAAAAAAAUAUCAAAAAAUAUUUUUAACAGAGACAUUUUUAACUAAACUUAUUCGAGCUAUUGAUGAUUUAUCUCAAAAUGAUUAUUCUCCAUAUCAUGUUAAAUAUAAAGUUAUCGAUCGACUGGUUCGUCUUUAUUCGAAAUUGAAUAUUAUUGAUACAUUAAUCGAUCCAAUUGUUAAAUGUUUAUGUUCAAAAUUUUAUCAACAAAUUUUUACAACUAUUGAAUCAGAACAAUUUCGUUUAAAUCCAAAACAAUUAUUUUUUAUCUAUCAGUGUUCACAUUUUAUUAUCCAACAUGAAUUUCUACAACAAGAACAAAUUAUUAAUUUAUUAUGUCCAACCAUGAUUCAUGUUACAAAAUCAAUCAUUGAAAAUAUUUUACCAAUGGAUGGUAACCUAAUUCUAUUUUUCAAAUCGAUGACAUAUCACAUAGUUAUUUUUUCAUAA